AAAAUUCCGGUUCGAUCGAUCCAUAUCUUGUUCGUAAAUCAUUUUGAAUGUCAAUCUAGAUGUAUAUAAAAAAUAAAAUAGAAUAAACUCAAAAGUUCAAACUAGGAGAGCAUGAAACUAAAAUUUUGUUUGUCUUAUAUAGCCUCUUUCCUGAAUUGCUGAUACAUAUUUCAUUAAUUUUGUAGGCUGUAUAGUACUUAAAUAAAUUUCAUCUGUUAAAAGUUUCAUAACUUUUUGGUAAAACAAUGCUAUCUAGGCACUUGAUGCUAUUUAAAACAGUGAGAGGUGUCGAUGUGACAUCAAUUUCUAGGAAUUUUUCUCACAAGUUUAAUCGUAAAUCACUUAAUAACUUUUUGAAAAACCGAGUUUUUAAAAACGAUUCAAUUCACAGAAACUUAGGCUCGACUAAAACUACAUCUUCGAAAGCUGUGCCAAUAUUAAUAGGGACAGCAAUUGUUGGAGGAGUGAUUGGUGCAUACUCUUAUUUCAGUAAAAGUGAUACCUUUGAUACCACAGAAGAUGAGGGUGUUUCUGGUGAGCCACCUUUUGUAUAUGAGCAUUUAGACGAAGAUUUAGCCUUACUCAAAGAGUAUGGGAAAAUACCAUAUUUGCUAAUAGGUGCUGGAUCAGCAUCCUUUGCGGCAUACAGAGCUAUACGCACUGAAGAUCCUAAUGCAAAAAUUUUGAUGAUUGGUGAGGAGGCAUUUCAUCCAUAUAUGCGACCACCUCUUUCUAAAGAAAUGUGGUUUGAUCCUAAUGAAAAAAAUGCUGAUAGUCUAAGCUUCACUCAAUGGGAUGGCAGAAGCCGAAGUUUGCUUUAUGAACCACCUGAAUAUUAUUUUCCAUUGAAAGAAGUCCUUGAGCGAAAGAAUGGUGGCGUUGCUGUGAUUCGUGGCACUAAAGUAAUUAAAAUUGAUCCAGUUUCCCAGACUGUGUAUUUAAACAAUGGAGGCGAAAUCACUUAUGAAAAAUGUCUUAUCGCAACAGGUUCAAAACCUAAAAAUAUUCCCCUUUUUGAAACUGCUGAUAGCUCUAUCAAAAAACAUGUUUCCUUUUUUAGAACAGUGCAUGACUUCAAAAAGCUAGAUAAAAUAUGCAAAAAAUCUGAUUCGAUUGUAAUAGUUGGUGGAGGAUUUUUAGGAAGCGAACUUGCUUGUGGAAUAUCUAAAAGACGUGGUUUGAAUAAAUUCAAAGUGAUUCAGUUGUUUCCAGAGACUGGUAAUUUAGGUAAACAUAUACCGGAGUAUUUAAGUAAGUGGACUACAAAGAAAAUGACAGAUGACGGCGUGCAAGUCAUUCCUGAAGUCACCAUUAAGACUGUGACUGAAGAAGGAAAAAAACUGAAACUAGUUUUAAGCAAUGAUGAAAUCAUUACUGCUGAUCAUAUAGCUGUGGCCGUUGGUUCAGAUGCAGAUACUGAAAUAGCUAAAGCAUCUGGUCUAGAGGUUGAUGAAAAAACCGGCGGAUUUGUGGUUAACACAGAAAUGGAAGCUCGAAAAAAUCUAUGGAUAGCAGGAGACGCUUCUUGCUUUUAUGAUAUUGUGUUGGGUAGACGGCGUGUCGAGCAUCACGACCAUGCAGUUGUGAGUGGUGGGUUAGCAGGAAAGAACAUGACUGGAAGCGGCACGCCUUAUUGGCAUCAGUCCAUGUUCUGGUCAGAUUUAGGGCCAGAUAUUGGUUUUGAAGCUGUUGGCAUUGUUGAUUCUUCCUUACCUACUGUUGGAAUAUUUAUUAAAGAUUCCAAUUUAUCAAACAGUACCAGUGUUGAAACAGAAAAUACAGACAGUGAAGUAGGAAAAGGCAAUGAAAAUGUAAUUAAACCUAUUGAUAAUUCAUCAGUUCUAGAUGUUAAACCUAGAGCUCCUGAUCAUAAAGAUAAUUAUGAUAAGGGUGUUAUAUUUUAUUUAAGAAAUGACAUUAUUGUUGGGAUUCUGACAUGGAAUGUUUUCUCUAAAAUGGCAAUAGCAAGAAAAAUUCUCAAUGAGGCAAAAUCUUUUGAUGACUUGACAGAGGUUGCUAAAUUAUUUGAAUUGAAUGCAACUGAAGAUUGAAUAUCACUAUUUUUUUAGAAUGAAAUUUUUUUUGAAAAAUUAAUCUAUAAUACAAAAUCUAUGCUAAUAGAAACUAAUUUGUGCAAGUACAAAAUUACUUUUUAGUUUUAAUCAAAUACAGUAAAAUUUAUUUUAUAUCAUUUAAAAAUUACUAAACUUAGAUGAUUUGUUUGAUCAACUUUAUGUAUGUGUAAGUGUGUAGAAUGAAUUAAAAUUUAUUUAUUACAUAUUUUUAUUAUUUUAUUGUUGUUAAAAUCAGUUUAUGAGAAUAUAAUCAACCAAAACUAUGUUCCUAAAUUGAUAAAAUUUAAAGUUUUUUUUUUUUUUUACAUGCUUUACAUAAAUAUAUAUUGAAUGUAAUUUCAAAGAUAUAUAAACUCUUACUAGUUAGGUAUAUUAUGUACCUAUGUAUGCAAUACUUGUUUGAUAAAUAUUGAAAUGUAUUGUUUAAUUUUAUUUUAAAAGUAUCCAUCAAAUAUUACCUACUAGUGUACCAGUGUAUUUAUAUGAAAAAGCACCAUUCCAAGAUUUGUAGUUAUUAUUCCAGAUAUGUAAUGUCAGAGGAUCAAGUGCGAUUUAUAAUUUUCAAUAGUUUGUACUAAUAUAAACAUCAAAUUAGAGAAAAGCUAUAUAAUUGUUGUAACUAUUAUUCAGCUCAAAUAAAUUGCAAUGUACUUAGAAA
Messenger RNA from Parasteatoda tepidariorum (common house spider), 2733 nucleotides. It is a transcript of the gene AIF, whose product is annotated as Apoptosis inducing factor. Gene Ontology annotation, cellular component: cytoplasm; mitochondrion. The record is from RefSeq and is a predicted model, not a curated record. Gene Ontology annotation, biological process: apoptotic process; mitochondrial respiratory chain complex assembly. NCBI's taxonomy places the organism in Eukaryota, Metazoa, Arthropoda, Arachnida, Araneae, Theridiidae. Gene Ontology annotation, molecular function: FAD binding; NAD(P)H oxidase H2O2-forming activity; protein dimerization activity.